UGUCCCCACCAUCUCCACAAGAAUUUGAACGAGGAAGACUCCCCUCCCUGAUCAUGUCUUUGCCUCCACACAAGAAACCACGCACACAAGAAAGGAAAAAGGUGAGAAAUUUUUUGAAACGUAUUCAAAUCUCUCAUGGCAAUGGCUUCCAAUGCUCUUCAUCACCCUCUUCACCAAUCUAUAUCUCUGAAAUAUCCUCAUCUUUCUCAUAUUUCACGAUUCUCUCCCUCUUGUCUUCGCUUCACCUCCCUCCGGUUUCCCUCUACAAUUCGCGCCACUUCAGCUGUCGCUCUUGAACCGGAGUUAAGCACACAGCAGAAUCAAGCAAUAUUUGCUUGUCCAGUAUGUUAUGAACCUCUAAUAAGAAAAGGUCCUCCAGGUUUUAACUUGCCUGCAAUAUAUCGGUCCAGUUUCAAGUGUAAAAAAUGCACCAAAACAUACUCAAGCAAAGACAACUAUCUGGAUCUUACAAUUACUGCUGGAAUGAAGGAUUACACUGAAAUCAAUCCAGUUAGGACCGAGCUAUUCCGGAGUCCACUUGUUUCAUUCUUGUAUGAACGAGGUUGGCGCCAAAGCUUUAAUCAAAGUGGAUUUCCUGGUCCUGAUGAAGAGUUUGAAAUGGCUCAGGAGUACUUCAAACCUGCCAGAGGGGGUCUUCUAGUAGAUGUAAGCUGUGGCAGUGGCCUGUUUUCUAGAAAAUUUGCCAAAUCUGGAGCAUAUUCAAAAGUUAUUGCACUUGAUUUCUCUGAAAACAUGCUUCGUCAGUGCUAUGAUUACAUCAAGCAAGACGAUACUAUCUCAACAACAAAUCUUGGUCUUAUCAGGGCCGAUGUUUCAAGACUUCCAUUUGCAUCGGGUUCAGUUGAUGCUGUUCAUGCUGGUGCUGCCAUGCAUUGCUGGCCAUCUCCUUCCAAUGCUGUUGCUGAAAUUUGUCGUGUAUUGCGAAGUGGUGGAGUUUUUGUCGGAACCACUUUUCUUCGAUAUAGUUCAACCACUCCACGGAUAGAACGACCUUUCCGAGAGAGGAUUUCGCGGAACUCUAACUUCUUCACGGAGGAGGAAAUUGAAGACUUGUGCUCAACAUGUGGUCUUACAAACUACUCAAAGAAAGUUCAGCAAACGUUCAUAAUGUUCUCUGCUCAGAAGCCAUGAAGCAAGGUUUAGUUCAUUUAGACACAAUUCUCCCUGGACUUGACAUUGACAUAUCCGGUGCUGGUUUGGUAUAUAAGAUAUUUCAAUUGUAUAGACUUUUUAAAUAAACAAGACCUAAAAGGUGAUAUAACCUGGGGAGAUGCAAAGUGCCAUUGUUAAUAAAAAGAAGUCUAUAAUUACUGUCUGGUUUAUAUAUAUAAUGAUUCGACCCCUGCUUUGAACUUCA
Molecule: messenger RNA, 1378 nt
Organism: Populus trichocarpa (black cottonwood)
Lineage: Eukaryota; Viridiplantae; Streptophyta; Magnoliopsida; Malpighiales; Salicaceae
Exons: 8
Coding region: 136-1152 (338 amino acids)
Molecular function (GO): S-adenosylmethionine-dependent methyltransferase activity
Source: RefSeq, a predicted model, not a curated record